AAUGGUUGCUAAUCUUUCAAAUGACCAUCAUGCAACAACCGCAUUACCCUCACCGACGUCGUAUGAUCGUCAUCGUGAUCUCGUGAUCAACCAUGAUCCGACAUCGGUCGUGGCCGUUGUCGAGGGCGUCACCCUGAUCGUCAUCUUCCUCGGGGCGUUGGUCGCCAAUCUGAUCGCGAUGACGGCGAUCCUUCGAGACAAGUUGCUGCGGAAGAACCUCCAUAACUGGCUGAUCCUCAAUCUCAUCGUAAACGACCUCGGUAUAACGAUUACAAGUAUGUCUUUCUCUAUCGUAUCCGUUUUCGACCACGGUCAGUUUCUGGUCAACAACGAUGUCAUGUGCCUGAUAAAUGGAACGGGAGCUGUAGGCUUCUCUCUCGGUAACUUCGCUACGAUCCUGGCCAUUUCUGUAGACCGCUACCUGACCGUUGUCUGGUCCACCCGCUUCCCUCCCACCAAGUCUAGGACCAUCGUCUUCAUCGUCCUCUGUUAUGUGAUUUCGUUUAUCAACGUCUUGCCACCUUUCUUCAAGUUUCUCUCCGAUUUCAAGUAUCACCCGGACACCCACCACUGUUCACCCGUCUGGGAGGCCUGUAUCUACUACAUCAUCUGCUUCGUCAUUGUCUUCUGCAUCACCGUACCCGUCAUGGUCUUCUGCUACACCGGCGUUGUUCUGACCUUGAGGCGACAGGAACUGCAGCUUCGGUCGUUCUCUAAGGACAACCGGACAGCUUCUCCUGGAGUUGUGACUACUAAACCCGGCGGAAGGAUGCAAAUAUCAGCUGACGUCACCAGUGACAGGUACACCCAGGCGGCAACCUCAACAGACGCGGUGACCAAGUCCGCAGAGAGCUGCCAGACCGAGGACUAUUUUCCAUCGGUAGACGCAGACACAGAGGAACCUUCCAACAACGGCGCACUUGAGAUGCAGGACCAAAAGGACCAUGAAGACGAGAGGACUCGGCGGAAGAAAAAACUUAAGAAGAGAAACCACCAAGUGAUGCAAGGCAACCUCAGUAUGGAGAAGAGGGUUGCCCUGACAGGAAUCUUACUUGUAAUGACUACAGUGGUAUGCUGGGCGCCAUACACUAUCCUCCACUCCUGCUUCAUACCAAUCGACUCCAACCAUUGGAUGGGCGUGGUGACGAUGUGGCUGAGCUAUGCCAACUCCCUGCUCGACCCUCUGAUCUACACGUUCAUGAACAGACAAGUCCGGGCAAGAUACAGGGCCCUGUUUAGCUGGUGUCCAGGAAUCAGUUGCAGAUCUGUGCGAACUUAA
Messenger RNA from Strongylocentrotus purpuratus (purple sea urchin), 1279 nucleotides. RefSeq names its product 5-hydroxytryptamine receptor 1-like. The transcript is spliced from 3 exons. NCBI's taxonomy places the organism in Eukaryota, Metazoa, Echinodermata, Echinoidea, Camarodonta, Strongylocentrotidae. Gene Ontology annotation, molecular function: G protein-coupled receptor activity; peptide binding. The coding region runs from base 2 to 1279 and encodes 425 amino acids. Gene Ontology annotation, cellular component: membrane. Gene Ontology annotation, biological process: G protein-coupled receptor signaling pathway. The record is from RefSeq and is a predicted model, not a curated record.